UGGUGGCACCUGGUGAGGUUUGCUCCAUUGUGGGUGACUUCGGGAUAGUGAGGAAGCCAUUUGCAAUGGCCUCCAUGAAAACAUGACGCAGUAUACAACAUAAGGCGGACUUCAUGUUUGGUAGGUUACUCCACACGGUUGUUCGCUUCAUUGGCGCGGCUCAGUCAGUUCAGUCAACCAGCAGGGGGCGCUGGUCGCUGCUCUUAUCCACCAGGUAGUGACUAGCACGUCGUGUUUAUUUUUGACUUUUUCCUGCUUUUGACACCACCAUGUGAGGCAGACGCCACUUCUGACGCUUUUUCGAGCUGCAAAAUUGAAGAUAAAGCCAACCAUGAACCACAAUGAAGAACAUUUAGCCAGACCCAGGCAGCCGGUCCUGCCCUCUUUCUCCACCAGGACCCUGCACCACCCCUCCUUCCUGCCCCUGUACAUGGCCGCAGGCUUCGCACACCAUCACAUAGACUUCAGCAAUCCAACAGUCCUUCCCAUCAUCCCAAAUGAGUUCUUCUACACUGACCCCACCCUGACCUGUGGGAGGAGGAUCCCCAACAUAGUGAGUGAUUUGGGGGUUUUCGACUGCUUCCAGCUCAACACUCCACCACCGGUUAUGUCGGCCUGUGUGGCCCCGCCGAACUGCCCGGACCCAUUCAGAUCCGGGCCACACCUCACUAGAAACCUUGGCAGUACCAGGUGGAGACUGAACCCCAUCCACCCACCAGUGCAGCCAAGCCGGGCCAUUCUCCAGCUCACCCAGGACGAGGACCAGGCCAUCACUAACCUCCUGAAACUGCACCACCAGGAGCCCAGACAAAGUGAUGAGAUACAAAUGGACGUUUCUGGUGUUGUAGAGCCACAAGUAGCCUCGAACCCCUGCUUGGUCUUUAGUCACCCUAAACCUUUGGUUCCCACUGAGGAAGCUCUCACGCCGUCCUGUAGUGAUGAUGUGCAACAUCCAAUGAAGACUGGUUUGGGGAAUCAGUCGCAACAGGGAAGAGGUUGGUCAGAUGUGGAACUUGAAGCAGCCGACACUCUCCUGAGUGGCUUUAGUGUCUCGGAGGAGGACAGAGUCUGGAGUCAGUGUCGCCAGAACUCAACACUUCCUGAUCCUCAGCCAUAUCAGUAUAAUAAGGAUUUACCAAUAAGCACUGAAACCUGCCAAGAAUCUGAGGCUUUACCCGCAUUAACAGCUACUAAUGCUCCUCAAAAUGGCACUGGCUACAUCAGGUUUACUUGUGUCACUGAGGGUGGAGGAGCAGGCUGGGCAAAUUUGAGGUCUGCUGAAGACAGAGGUGCCUCUGGAGAUUGUGCACAGGUGAGGGAAUGGACACUCUCAGACUUGGAGGGAGAUGCAGUACAUGUACUCCUUAGCCUUGGAGACAUGGGGACUCUGGAUAUCCUGCAGUGA
Lates calcarifer (barramundi perch) is the source of this 1405-nucleotide messenger RNA. RefSeq lists its product as uncharacterized. The record is from RefSeq and is a predicted model, not a curated record. Gene Ontology annotation, cellular component: nucleus; cytoplasm. Gene Ontology annotation, biological process: regulation of DNA-templated transcription. NCBI's taxonomy places the organism in Eukaryota, Metazoa, Chordata, Actinopteri, Centropomidae. The coding region runs from base 332 to 1405 and encodes 357 amino acids. The transcript has 4 exons.